Molecule: messenger RNA, 486 nt
Organism: Lactuca saligna
Lineage: Eukaryota; Viridiplantae; Streptophyta; Magnoliopsida; Asterales; Asteraceae
Source: the annotation of a GenBank genome assembly
AUGGAAGAUCAAAAAACGAGGAGAAGAAACCCUAAUAGAGAACAUGUUAACCCGUUUUGGAAUUCGGGUCUAGAAGUGAAGCUAAGGAGGCUUGUAUCUGGUGCUGAAACGAUGGAUCCAUGCGAUUUGUUGGAUGGAACUGUUGAUUUAUAUAAAGCUAGAAUCAAGACAAUUGAAACUUUGAAUGAUAAGGCACUUCAAGAUCUGGAGAAGGUUGUGUCGCCAUGGUUAAAAUGUACGAAUUCAACAAAAGUCCUGGUGAUUGUCUCUCAACAUAUUGAAGGUGAUGGGGGGUGGAAAACGAUGCGGCCGAAUCGACUCGAUCGACAAGUGUAUCUCCCAACUCCCAAGUCCCAACCGCUCGUGUACGCCCUCUUUAGUCUUGGCAGGCACAUAUAUCACUGUUUGUUCUGGUUACCCCAAACGAUUAAUCAUACGCUUAGAUCAAUCGACGUUAAUUCAAACUCUGACUGGUUACUUCUGUGA